Momordica charantia (bitter melon) is the source of this 1126-nucleotide messenger RNA. Its product is annotated as GATA transcription factor 21. The record is from RefSeq and is a predicted model, not a curated record. Gene Ontology annotation, molecular function: zinc ion binding; sequence-specific DNA binding. Gene Ontology annotation, biological process: regulation of DNA-templated transcription. NCBI's taxonomy places the organism in Eukaryota, Viridiplantae, Streptophyta, Magnoliopsida, Cucurbitales, Cucurbitaceae.
ACCCCUUUUUGUUUCCUUUCCUUCACACCCUAUCGCCAUAUUGCCCACUUUUCUGGACACAAAUAUUCAAUCAACCAUUCUCCAAUAUCUCUCCUAUGAAUCCUCUCUAUCCAUUAUCCACCUCCUUUAUGGAGAAACAUGAAGAAAAAGAAGAUCCCAACCUUAAACUCUAUAUUUUCUCCUCCUCUCAAGCUGCUUCUGCUGCUGCUUCUUCUUCUUCACAGCUUCCUAAUUUUGCCACUUGCUUCAAUCAAACAGAGAAGAAUCUUCACCAUCUUCAUCAUCAUCAUGAUCAGGUGGAGAAAUCGAAUGGCGGGUUGUUAUCAAGAGUGGAGGAAGAAGUAGAGGAUCAAAUUGGGAAAACUGCAAAGUACUGGAUGUCUUCAAAGAUGAGAGUGAUGCAGAAGAUGAUGACAAACCCAGACAAAAAAAGUGGUGCAAUUGUAAAUUCAGAUCACAAGCCAGGGUACAGCAGCAGUACUACAAGAAAUUAUAACAUCAAUGACACAGAGAAUAAAAACAAUGGUGGAAAAUGGGGAAUUUUGGGGAGGUCAUCCAAUUGCUCAAAUGGGCAUAAUGGAGUUAGGGUUUGCAGUGAUUGUAACACCACCACAACUCCUCUGUGGCGAAGUGGUCCUCAAGGCCCUAAGUCGCUAUGCAAUGCGUGUGGGAUCAGGCAGAGGAAAGCAAGGCGAGCGAUGGCAGAAGUAGCGAGUGGCGGUGGCGGGGAGUCGGAGGCAGCAUCGGGGAAGCAGCUGCACAAGGAGAAGAAAUGUCGGACGAGCUGCCAUGGCGACAGCGCGGGCAUUGUGAAGAAUAAGAUUAUGGGAAGUGAUCAUCAAAACUCUUCGGUUUCUUUUGAUCAUCAUAGUUUCACUCUGCGAUUGAGAAAAAGUAGUGGCUCUCCGGCUUUUGGAAGAGUUUUUGCAAGAGAUGAGGAGGAAGCAGCCAUUCUUUUGAUGGAGCUUUCUUGUGGUUUUCUCCACACCUGUUGAGAAUCUCAAUCUCGUUUUUUUUCUUCUUUUUCUUGCUGAGAGUUUUCUAGUGUGCGUGGUCGAAGAUUUUGCAGCUGCUUUUGUGAUCGAAUCUUUUUCCAAUGAUAAUAAAGUCAACAAAAAUUUACUAA